UGAAAUCUUCAGUGGCAUCUAACUCUAGAGUUGAAAUCUUGAGUGGACAUAUAUCUGUAGAGUUGAAAUCUUGAGUGACAUAUAUCUCUAGAGUUGAAAUCUUGAGUGACAUAUAUCUCUAGAGUUGAAAUCUUCAGUGGCAUCUAACUCUGGAGUUGGAAUCUUGAGUGGCAUAAUCUCUUGAGUUGAAAUCUUCAUUGGAAGCUACCUCUGUUGUUACAACUUUAUUGUGACUGGUACCGUGUCUAUAGAAUGAUGCCUAUAGCGAGACUCGCGAUUCUGUGCCUGACAUCCAUCUUGUGGGUGUCGGCACCCCCAGGGUGUGAUGGCCAGUUGAUAGAACUGAACUACGCCACCGGCUUCAACUACAGCUCGCCUAUCUACUGCACCACCUCGCUACCUGCCACCGACUGCAAGAUGUCGGCAUGCUACUGGUCAGGGUCAAGGUCAUAUUGCUGCAUGGCUGUCUUUAAAUCAGCUACUGGUGUAUCGUACAACCAGUGUAGAUGUAGCACCAAUGUCAACUGUGCAGUUGCAACAGCAGCAAUGCCGACAUCAACGACAACAGAAACGACAUCUACUACAACAACCACAACAACACCCGCACCAACCACAACAACUACCGUACCAAUUACAACAACUACCACACCAACGACAAGAACUACUGCACCAACAACAACAACGACCAAACCAAUCACAUCAACCACAACACCGACUUCAACCACAACACCAAUCACAACAACCACCAAACCAACAGUAACUACUACCAAACUUGUCCCAACAACCACAACGCCAAUCACAACCACCAAAACAACAGUAACUACUACCAAACUCGUCCCAACAACCACAACGCCAAUCACAACCACCAAAACAACAGUAACUACUAUCAAACUCGUCCCAACAACCACAACGCCAACUUCGACCACUAUAACAAGUUCACCAACCACGACAACUACCACACCUACCACAACACCUUCUACAAUAUCUACUACAUCUAACAUACCAACAAAAACAGCUACCACAUCAACUGCUACAACUACUUUACCAACUAAAUCAGACAGCACAGCAACUACAAAACCUCAAUCUACAACCCUUCCGACAACGGUUAAACUUUCUUCAUCAACGACAACAACAACGACAACCACCACACCAACAACUACAACAGACACACCACCAGCAACAACAACUACUACUAAGCUCUCUUCACCAACAGCAACCACAAAAACCACAUCAACAACAGCUAAACCUUCCACACCCACUUCGCCUAUAAUCACCGCAUCAACCACAACUAAACUUACCACACCAACCAUAUCCACAACUUCAACUUCAACACCAACUAAAACGCCAACGCUGACCACAAUUUUAUCAGCUUCAUCAACAACCAUAAAACAAAUCUCUACCACACCAUCCAAAGAUUCCACCACAACUCCCGCCACCACAGUCUCAUCAUCAACAACACCAACCACCGCCCUAUUUUACUACGACAAGUCAUUCUAUUGCCCCACCCCGUUCCCAACCAAAAUCACCAAAGAGUGCGCUAGCGCUGACCCAUGUUACAUAUCAACAUCCAGGGACAAAUGCUGCAUGAGCGCAACCUCCAUGUAUGUCCAAUACUGGGGAUCUAAUGAGACCACCCUUGAAGUAAUCAACCACUGCAACUGUGCGAGCGAAGUUGUCUGCGAUGAAAUGCCAACUUUUGUGAAAAUGUUAUCGAGGGCAUGGUUCGGUCUAGUACUGGUCAUCGUGUGGUCAUCACAUGAAGUAUGCAGCGGUCAACAGAUUACACUGGACACCAGCACUGGCUUCAACUACUCCACCCCCAUCUACUGCACGACGGCCGUGUCUGACUACAGCAACUGUGUACCGUCUCUGUGUUACUGGUCGGUGUCUAGACCUAGCUGCUGUAUGGCGCUGUUGCUGGUAAAUGGAGUGACGGUAAGACAAUGUAAAUGUAGUGCUGCUGUCAACUGUCAGCCAACAACAACAACGACAACAACCACUACCACAACGCCAACGACAACCACAACCACAACACCCACAACCACGACAACCAAAUCGUCAACGACAACAAAAACAACCACAACCACCACCAUGUCGACAACCACCACGCCCUACCUGAAGGAGACACCCAACUACUGCACCACUUCAACACAACUCAAAUGGAUCGUCUGCUCGGGAUUCGUUCCCUGCUUCAAUUCCUCGACCAUCCAAACAUGUUGCCUGAGAAUCAGCAGAGACGCGACGAAUGUCCUAGUAGACGAGUGCCAUUGUGACACGAACAAAACGUGUAUCAAGUCCAACGCCCCUGCCCUGCCCCCUACACCACCACCCACCACCCAGACAACCACACCCACGUUACCAGCAUCUAGUAGUACCACUUCAGCCAGCAGCACCACGUCAGUCAGCACCACAACAGCCAGCACCACCACAUUACCGACUACCACCACCCCAUCACCACUCAGUACAGAGCCACUCUACUGCACCCUCACCAGUUCGACUACUCAACCGAUAGUGUGCGUCGAUCAAGUCCCCUGCUUUAACACCACGACAAGAAACGAAUGUUGUCUUGAGACGACUCGAAUAAGGAUCGUCGACCCUGAUGGUUCAGUCCGCUACGGGUUACAGAAUACCUGCCGAUGCUCUCCCUUGGUCCGCUGUGGCUAAACAAAUACAGACACAAAUUCCGGUGUUGAAAUCAUUAAAGAAAUUGCCUAAAGUAUUACUGUCAUUUUCUUUUAUUAAUGUUCUAAUUUUUUUUUAAAGCAUGUC
Molecule: messenger RNA, 2769 nt
Organism: Physella acuta
Lineage: Eukaryota; Metazoa; Mollusca; Gastropoda; Physidae
Product: mucin-2-like
Source: RefSeq, a predicted model, not a curated record